Sus scrofa (pig) is the source of this 3862-nucleotide messenger RNA. The record is from RefSeq and is a predicted model, not a curated record. Lineage: Eukaryota; Metazoa; Chordata; Mammalia; Artiodactyla; Suidae.
AGAGGUUGAUUCAUGGUGGUGUGACCCUCUUGUCACUUCUGGUUCCUUUUUUCCUGUUCUAUAUCAAGACUGUGCCCUUGGGAAGGGCAGUUUUGCACUCAGAGAAGAACCAGAGAGGACCCUGGACACUGGAAGCAUGGGGGUCUGGACCUCAGGCACUGAUAUCUUGCUAAGUGUCUGGAGUAUGUAUGUGUCUCCAAGAAGCCCUGGAUGGAUAGACUUUACCCAACAUUUGGGAGUUUGUUGUUUAGUUGCUUUCAUUUCCAUGGGCCUCCUCUCUGGAGCCUUCUACUGGUUUCUGUCCUCAUUCAUAGUCUUUACCGCCUCCUGGAUGGUCACAUGUGCCCUGCUGUGCUGCUCCAAGCAUGCACGAUGCUUCAUUUUGCUUUUCUUCCUCUCAUGUGGCCUGCGUGAAGGCAGGAAUGCUCUGAUUGCCACUGGCACGGGGAUAGUAAUCUUUGGACACAUAGAGAACAUUUUUCACAACUUUAAAGGUCUCCUGGACAGUAUGACUUGCAACCUCAAGGCAAAGAGCUUUUCCAUCCAUUUUCCAUUUUUGAAAAAAUAUAUUGAAGCAAUCCGGUGGAUGUACGGCCUGGCCACUCACUUAAGUCUCUUUGAUGAUCUUGUUUCUUGGAACCAGACCCUGGCGGUCUCUUUCUUCAGUCCCAGCCAAGCCCUGGACGCACAGCUCAAUAACACUACAGACAAAGCCCUGGGUGUCUUAUACCAGAUAGUGACGGCGACAGAGGUGGUAUCCUCCAUGGGGCAACAGCUACUUGCCCUCAUGGGGCUUCUGCUGGUGCUCCUGGGCACUGGCCUCUUCAUGAAGCGAUAUUUGGACCCUUGUGGUUGGAAGUUUGAAAACAUCUACAUCACCAAACAAUUUGUUCGGUUUGACGAAAGGGAGAGGCAUGAACAGAGGCCCUGUGUCCUCCCGCUGAAUAAGCAGGAAAGGAAGAAGUACGUUGUCAUUCCGUCUUUCUGGCUGACUCCUAAAGACAAGAAAAACCUGGGGCUCUAUUUCCUCCCAGUACUUACCCAUCUCUGCAUCUGGGUGCUGUUUGCAGCCAUAGAUUAUCUGCUGUAUUGGCUCAUUUUCUCCGUGAGCAAACAUUUCCAAAGCUUGCCAGGGCUCGAGGUUCACCUGAAGCUGCACAGAGAGAUCCCUCCACCUGGCAUGGGGCCUGGCAUGUAGGAAGAGCUCUCAAAACAUUAGUUGCAUCAAGUUGACAUCCCAGUGUUGGGGAAUGGUAUCAUUCUGAACAUCUUUGGUCACUGCAUCUGUUUCCUGUGGCAGCUACUCCCUGUUGAGAAGACUGCGGUUUUUCUCACCUUUCCUCUUUUUCAUUUUUCUAUGGAAAUUUACGAUUAUGUGGACAUUUUGGAGGAUCUGGAUACUGUCAGAUACUUGCCAUUUUUUUUAAAAAAACCCAGAUAUUGUGAAACUGAGCUGGUGGGCCAUGCACGUGUGGAUCUAGUGUGUGCUUCCGUGUGAAUGUGCAUGCGUACUGUGUGCAGCUGUACGUGUGUGCGGGUGCACGUAUGCAUGUGUGUGUAAUGUCAUGCAUGCUGGGUGGAGGGUAUUAGCCUGGGCUGGCGAAAAUGCCAUCCACAGAUUCCAUGAGUCUGUCUUUCCCCUCCUCGUUAUCAAGCUCCACUGGGUAGCUGCUGGCCUCAGAGGGGCAGGGCAGAAAGGGACCUAUAAACCCUCCUUUGAAACCCUUCUUUCCUCCUGCUGCAUCCAUACUCUCCCUCCCCCUUUCUCCUGCUCAGCAGGUACUGUCUGGCCCCCGCCCCUCCUAAUCCUGGGCUGUUUCUCAGGGUUGAUUACUCUGAGCACUCUGCUUCCCCUGAAGACUCCAGUUAAUUACCAGAAGUUGCUCUAGAUAUCUGGAGCAGAGUGGAUAAUGGAAGCAGUGUAUCAAAGGAAAGGCAAACAAGCUUUUCAGACAGGCUUGAUCCUGGGGGUGGGGUGGGGGUAGGGGCUAGUAAAAGGGCCUCUCCCCUCAACCCCCACAACCCACCUCCCCUCCUGCAUUCCUUUUUGAUCUUCCCUCCGUUCUUCUUUUCCUUGGUUCUCUUUUUGCUCCUUUCUGAGUUUUCUCACUCUCAGCCAGUACUCAUGCCUGUUUUGUGAAUUCUGACUGUUUGAAACAGAAGGGGGAAAAAGUGAGUUCUGCCUUCCAAAAAAGGCCCAGAAGCCUUCCAAUGAUGAUGUCCUGACAAAUACAUUUUGGGGUGUUGCUGGGUCCUGAGGAUGGAAAGAUGUCUAGACCGUGAUGGCUGCCAUCGAGGGGCUCACGUCCUGGCGGGGGAGGUGGCCACACAUACUCACAAUGACAGCAGGUUGGUGGGCGCCGGAACAGAUGUGAGUACGAGACUGCUGUGGGAGCUUGUCUCAGACUCUCCUGCUGAGCCUGGAGGCUGUGUCACUUCCCCGUGACUGGCAGUGCCCCGCCCUCAUCCCAGGAGGCCCUUGGAGGUCCCUGAGCUCUCCACUGCCACAAAUUUGCAAAGGAGAAGUUAAGCAAGAAAAGAAACCUUGCCUUAAGAUUUCGCCAGUGUUUCUCUUCCACUUUCAGAUAAUUUUAAAUAAAGACAGAAGAUGAGAAAUGAUGUGAAUGGACCUGGCUGGCAGGGUGGGCAUUGUAGGUGAAAAUGGCGAGUCACCACUUAUUGAGCACCUACUAUGCCCAGUGUUGGUCUACCUUAACUUUUCAAGUAUGAUACACCCAUUACUCAAUGCCAUCUAGGCAAACUGUUUACUUGAGAGAGGUAAACAAAUUUUAAAACAUCUGGGUACCAUUUAGUACAAUGUUCAGUAUUUUGGGAGCGUUCAUUUGUCUUCCACACUAUCUUCCACCGAGCCCAUACCAACCUUUAUGAAGCCCUGACUCCCAGCUGCAAAAUUCCCCUUAGCUUCCUAGACUAAAUAACUUCUUUCCAGGCCAGACACCCGCUGCUUUCUUAAUGCAGAGUUUCUCAUCACUGACUCAAUCGAUGUGUUUGUUUCUUCAACAGUAUUAAAAAGAGCUCAUGCCUUUGCUCUGGGGACUGAAAUCUCUCUAUUUAAUUGUAGGCGAACUGUCUUUUUAAUAAGAGAAAAGGAAAGGCAACACAAAUGCUUUCUCCUGCCCAGCCACAGUGCUGGGUAAACUGCAGAUUUGACUUGACAUAAGUAUAGAAGUCCCAGGUUUGGAGUUUCCAGAGUUUUCACAGGUCUUGGGAUAGAUCCAAGGAGCACAGUGUUCUCUGGGUGUGGUUGGGUUCUUUGGAGAAAUCAUUUCCCUCCUGUGGGCCCCAGGACUCCAGGCUCUGGAGUGAUAAUAACUUACUAAGUACUCCGGUCUGUAAGGUUAAUGCUCCAUCCCCAAGGUGCUUAAUUUACACUGGGAGUAGUUUAUUCAUGGGCAGGAUCUGGUCCAUUAAUUCCUGUUUUACCAAAUUGGAAAACAAAUCCACUGAGAGACUCUGUGACUUUCUCGGGUCAGGGAAAAGAAAAAGCUGAAUCAGCACGUACUUCUCCUGCCUGUGGCUUGCUGGGAGGCUCAAUGUCACCUGCCUUCUGGGUCAAUUUGAUGAGAGCAACUGGUUUAUUCUCUGCCUUCAAGCAGGAAGGAAUGCAUUCCUCCUGGCAUCCAAGAGAGAUGAGAAAAUGUCCCAUUUUGAACCUUUCUAUGUAGGAGUUUAGAGACACUUUCAGUAAAUAUACUACUCUAAUAUUCUUGCACCAAGAAUAAUCCCCCCACCACUACCACCUCAAACUCUAAGAUUGGGAGUUCCCAUCAUGGUACAGGGGAAACGAAUCUGACUAGGAAGCAUAAGGUUGCAGGUUCAAUCUCUGGCCUCGCUCAGUGGG